Molecule: messenger RNA, 426 nt
Organism: Hirsutella rhossiliensis
Lineage: Eukaryota; Fungi; Ascomycota; Sordariomycetes; Hypocreales; Ophiocordycipitaceae
Exons: 2
Coding region: 1-426 (141 amino acids)
Molecular function (GO): protein binding
Source: RefSeq, a predicted model, not a curated record
AUGGUGGCGGAUCGGUCAAGCCUAUUCAGUGAAUUCGACAAGCUGGGUCCAACAGCCAGGCAACUUGCCCUGAGCCUCCAUGCCAACGAGCACUCCAAGCCGGGCACGCCUCUGAUCCAAGCCGUCUGGGCCACCAACUGUUUCACCGUCGGAGGGCGGCAGGCUGGCCUCUUCCCCGUCGCAGCACGCUUCAACCACGCGUGCUGCCCGGCGCACAACGUCGACUUUCGGUUUGAUCACGAAUCCGACUGUCUUGAGCUGAUCGUGAAGGCCGAUCAAGUCGCCGCGGGGGAGGAGCUGCGGAUAAGCUAUGGGAGAGACCGCACCGCUGCCGAGCUCUAUAUGACGUACGGGUUUCGAUGCCGAUGUGGAGCGUGUAGGGGUCUCAGCGAUAGGGAGGUUUGGAGGCUGACCUCCCAAUGGUAG